This is a messenger RNA of Guyanagaster necrorhizus, 405 nucleotides long. RefSeq lists its product as uncharacterized. The transcript has 2 exons. Lineage: Eukaryota; Fungi; Basidiomycota; Agaricomycetes; Agaricales; Physalacriaceae. The record is from RefSeq and is a predicted model, not a curated record. The coding region runs from base 1 to 405 and encodes 134 amino acids.
AUGUCUGCUUGGUCAUUCCCACCCACUGUUCAUGACGAUGACUCUGUGCGCAGUGGUAGUACUGUCAAUUUGCAUACCCAGUUGUUGCCUUUUAGUACCGCAGUAUCUCGUCCUCCUACACCUGCAAUAUCAUGUGCCCAAGUCUUGGGCGGAUAUAGAUAUACUCCCAAUCAUAAGGAUACCGAGAAGAAUCUCAGGAGUCUGGCAACGACAUCCGGAAGGCUCGAUAUCUCCAUCUAUCGCGCUAUCGGGUGGUCAACUAUUAUCUGGGUUCCCCUGCAUGUCCUGAUCGAUGUCGUGCAAAAUGGUCCCCCGUCCGUCGAAGAGUUGCCUGCAGUUGUCGUCCGACCAUCAUCGAAUGUGGAUUAUCAAGCAUACGAAUAUCGAUUAUCAGGGAAUAAUUGA